Messenger RNA from Chondrus crispus (carragheen), 3623 nucleotides. Its product is annotated as NAD(P) transhydrogenase. The coding region runs from base 1 to 3192 and encodes 1063 amino acids. The transcript is spliced from 2 exons. The record is from RefSeq and is a predicted model, not a curated record. Gene Ontology annotation, molecular function: NAD binding; NADP binding. NCBI's taxonomy places the organism in Eukaryota, Rhodophyta, Florideophyceae, Gigartinales, Gigartinaceae. Gene Ontology annotation, biological process: proton transmembrane transport; NADPH regeneration. Gene Ontology annotation, cellular component: mitochondrial inner membrane.
AUGUCGUCCGGCGCGCGCUUCCUGCGCCUUCUCCGGACGCCGGUCCGCCUGCCGUCGCGCCGCUUCUGCGCGGCCAAUGCCAAGCCCACGGCGAAACCUGCCGCCCCGGAGAAGGCCAUCUCCGCCUCCAUCCCGUACGCGAACCUCUCCGUCGGCGUCGCUAAGGAGACCCUCGCCUCCGAGGCCCGCGUCGCCCUCACCCCCGCGGGCGUCGCCACGCUGCGCAAGGCCGGCCUCGGCGCCGUCUUGGUCGAGGCCGGCGCGGGCGCCCCGUCAGAGUUCUCGGACGCCGCGUACAAGGCCGCGGGCGCUAAGCUCGUCGAGCGCAAUGACGCCCUCAACGCCGAUAUCGUGCUUGCCGUUCGACCCCCGCCAAAUCAUCUCGUGGAUAAGCUUAAGGACCGCGCCGUCCUGGUCUCGCAUAUCCAGCCGGCUGUCAAUGAAGGCCUUGUAGAGGCCCUGCGUGAACGGGGCGUCACUACGCUUGCGAUGGACCAGAUCCCGAGGACUCUAUCCCGUGCCCAGGCGUUUGACACGCUUAGUUCCAUGGCCAAUAUCGCGGGGUAUCGCGCUGUCAUCGAGGCUGCCAAUGUCUUCGGCAGGUUUUUCACUGGUCAGAUUACUGCUGCCGGAAAGAUCCCUCCGGCAAAGGUUCUCGUUAUCGGAGGAGGUGUCGCGGGACUCAGCGCUGUUGGCACUGCCAAGAAUAUGGGAGCCAUUGUCCGCGUUUUCGAUACCAGGGCUGCUGUUGAAGAACAGGCAAAGUCUUUGGGCGCAGAAUUCUUGAAGGUCGAUAUCAAGGAAAGCGGCGACGGUGCCGGAGGCUACGCGAAGGAGAUGUCAAAGGAAUAUCAGGAAGCCCAGUUGGAACUCUUUAGACAGCAGGCAAAGGACAUUGAUAUCAUCAUUUCCACUGCCCUUAUCCCUGGAAAGAAGGCACCUGUGCUCAUCACAAAAGACAUGGUCGAAUCUAUGAAACCUGGAAGUGUUACCGUCGAUUUGGCAGCUGAGGCUGGAGGCAACGUCGAAACCACAGUCCCAGGAGAAAUAUGGCGUUCACCAAAUGGUGUCUCGUGCAUCGGAUAUACAGAUCUUCCCUCUCGUCUCGCGGCGCAAAGUUCCUCAUUGUACUCCAACAACAUCACCAAGUUCCUUCUCUCAAUGGGACCUCAAACCACGAAGGUCAAGGGUGAGUUCCUCAUCGACCAUGAAGAUCAAGCCGUGCGAGGCGCUCUUGUGACAGAGUCUGGAAAGAACAUGUGGCCAGCGCCCCCCCUCCCGCCCCCGCCCCCACCGAAAGCAUCUGCCGUGAAGCCUGUGGUUCCAGAAGUUGUCGUCGAUCCUCGACAAGCCGCUAUGAGCAAGGCAAUGGCCACGACCGGGGCCGUAGGUGGUGCUCUGGCCCUCGGUGUGCUCUCCCCUAAUCCGGCCACGUCUUCCAUGCUUGCCAAGUUUGGUCUUGCCAGUGUUUGUGGAUACCAGACUGUCUGGGGAGUUGCCCCAGCCCUGCAUUCUCCGCUUAUGAGUGUCACGAAUGCGAUUUCUGGACUGACGGCCGUUGGUGGACUCAUAUGUAUGGGUGGAGGCUUCUUGCCGGAUUCCACUGCUACGGCACUUGCCGCCUCUGCCGUUCUUGCUUCAGCAGUGAACAUUGGUGGUGGUUUUACCGUGACGCAACGAAUGCUGGACAUGUUCAAGAGACCAGGCGAUCCGGAAGAGCAUAACGAUGUCUUCAAGUAUCCGACCGCAGCUUUGGCAGUAGGUUCCAUUGCGGGCAUUACAUUGGGGGCGAGUGAAAUGGCAAACCUGGCCUACCUCGCCUCUUCCACCGCAUGCAUUGGAUCCAUUGCAUGCCUUGCUCAGCAGAAGACUGCUAGACUGGGAACCACUCUUGGAAUGAUGGGUGUUACGGGAGGAGUUGCAACCGCUCUCGCUGCUGCACCAACUACAAUUCCUCUCUUGUGCCAAAUGCUUGGUACCUUGGGUGUUGGAGCAGCUGCUGGUAACUUUAUUGCUAAGAACAUGAAGAUCACGGAACUUCCGCAAAUGGUCGCCGCUUUCCACAGCUUGGUCGGUCUUGCAGCAGUCACAACGUCUGCAGCUUCAUUCCUCGCGACAGCAGACCCGUCGCACCUUGACCUCGUCCACAAAACGUCCCUCUACCUCGCCACGUUUGUUGGAGCAGUAACGUUGACUGGGUCUGCCACAGCUUUUGGCAAAUUGCAUGGAAUUUUGAAAUCAGCACCUCUUGACCUUCCGAGCAAAAACACCAUCAACGCCGGCCUCGCUGCUGGUAAUGCUAUUGCAGGACUGGCCUUCCUUGCCUCUGGUAAUCCCACCCUCGGCAUUGCUUGCAUUGCCGGCUCGACAGCGAUGGCUGGAGUGAUGGGAGCACACAUGACGGCCAGUAUUGGCGGUGCCGAUAUGCCCGUGGUCAUUACACUCUUGAAUUCGUACAGUGGAGUAGCACUUGUUUGCGAAGGUUUCCUUCUCAAUAACGAUCUUCUCACUGUCGUUGGAGCGCUUAUCGCCUCGUCAGGGGGUAUCCUCAGCUACAUCAUGUGCCAGGCUAUGAACAGAAGUCUAACUAAUGUCAUUCUCGGAGGUUACGGCACUACCACGAAGAAGAAGGAUGCCGGUGACGGACCGGUGCUAGAGCAUCAAGAAGUCGACGUACCAACGGUUGCAGACGCGCUUACUAUGGCGAAGCGUAUCACCAUUGUACCUGGAUACGGCUUGGCAGUGGCAAAUGCGCAGUACGCCAUUGCAGAUAUGGUGAAGACGUUGCGCGAGAAGGGGAACAUUGAUGUCCAGUUUGCCAUUCAUCCGGUCGCUGGCCGCAUGCCCGGGCAGCUCAACGUCCUUUUGGCAGAGGCGGGAGUUCCGUAUGACAUUGUGCACGAGAUGGAUGAAGUUGCUGACACACUCGGUGAUACAGACGUCGCCCUGGUUAUAGGUGCGAACGACACCGUAAGCCUCGCGGCUGAGGACCCCGACAGUGUCUUGUACGGGAUGCCUGUGAUUCCAGUAUGGAAUGCCAAGCAAGUGUACAUUCUGAAGAGAUCGUUGGCGGCAGGGUACGCCGGUGCAGACAACCCAUUGUUUUUUGAACCGAAUUCGGCCCUUCUCUUGGCAGACGCCAAGAGCUCUUGCGAAGCUUUGAAGACGAAGGUUAAUGAGUCUUUUUCCUAAUCCAAUCACGUGAUGUUUGCAGUAGAUGGAGGCAUUGAAACUGUGGUACCGAAAGCAGCAUACGGGAAUGCGUUUGUGGUUUGAAUGCCCGAGAUAUGUAAAGCGGUUCGCCAACGUAGAGAUAUCGCUGCUUUGGUUGUUGCGCGUGCUUUUCACGAACGGAUGGGACGGUGGAGCAAGUAUUGUUUACAGAAGCGGAAUAACAUCUUUCCUUCUGUAGGUGGUCGCAAGAUUUAGCCUUCUGACUGUUCUGGAUAGCCUUUCCCGACGUUCCCAUGUGUUCUCUGCUCUAGAGGAAUAUCUCUUACAAGGGUCCGUAUCAUUGCGCCACCAUAGCGUCUGGUUGCGUCUUUAUGGUAUGCACUUUACAAACCUUGUCUCGAUCUUUUGACGAAAACCUUUCUGUAAAGUGGCAGGUUUGUUCCAGUGAG